Messenger RNA from Dendrobium catenatum, 582 nucleotides. RefSeq lists its product as uncharacterized. NCBI's taxonomy places the organism in Eukaryota, Viridiplantae, Streptophyta, Magnoliopsida, Asparagales, Orchidaceae. The coding region runs from base 1 to 582 and encodes 193 amino acids. The record is from RefSeq and is a predicted model, not a curated record. The transcript is spliced from 2 exons. Gene Ontology annotation, molecular function: catalytic activity.
AUGAAUGGUGUAAAGAUUGCUGGUGCUAUUAGCAGUAAUGUGGUUAAGAUUUGUAGGAGGGCCAGGAAAAGUGAGGACUCUCUAUACUUGAAGCAAAUUGUUAGGGAUUAUGAUGUUUUUUAUAUUGGGAUUAUGGAGACUAAACUUAAUAAGGUUGAUAGAAGGGAUGUGGACAUCAUCAUUGGUGGUAGCUGGGAUUCCUUCCAUUUCCCUGCUGUAGGGAAUUCUGGAGGUAUUCUGGUUUUAUGGGAUAAAAAUGUUGCUUCUUUUGUGGUCGAGGAGAGCUCUUCUCAAAUGGAUGUUGGGGAUCUCACCACUCCUUAUUGUGGGGUUUGGAAAGUGGGUACUGUGUAUGGUAGUAAUUGUUAUGUUGAGAGGAGGAGUCUUUGGAGGCUGUUAGAGAGCUCCUUGGCUGGGAUGGGUCCUUCCUUGGUAGGAGGGGACUUUAAUUAUAUAUUGAGCAGGGAUGAAAAGAAGGGUGGAAAUAGGUUCCUCUUGUCUAGAGGAUCUAGGGAGAUGAGGGAUUUUAUGACUAACUCUGAUUUGCAUGAUGUAGGUUUUGUUGGACCAAAUUUUACUUAG